AUGUUCGUCCCCAAAACAGCAGCCGCAUCGCGCAACCCUCGCAGACGCCAUAGAACAAGCUCCGAUGACUCCGUCAAACCGCCCAAGGCGAAAAGACAGCGCUCAGUGCUGCGACAAGCGGGCGACUCUCAGCCCGCAAGCUUGAACCAUGAGCAGCGCGAGGUAGCAGAGCCAUCUAUCUCUGCCCUGCCCUCUGAUCACGAAGUGGCUACCACUCCCAUUGGUGCAGAGUCGCAUCUUCCAAUUCGAAGCGCAAAGCAGCCUGAAGGGCCUACUCAUGAUGCUGAAGGGACUGUCGUGCUGUCAAGCACCAAUUACUACACUGUGGAUCAGCUCCCAGCGUUACCUGAUCAGAUCCGAGGCUCACUUUCCGAUCCCCUCCGAUGUUUUUUCGCACCCAGUCACCAUUACGCACUCGCCUUGACACCUUCGCAUGCGAUCAUAUGGCCAUAUUCCGUAACCACCUCGACUCCAUCGGCCUCGGAAACAUUCACCGUAUCGAUUCCCGAGGCAUGCAGGGACAGACAUGGCGCGGUUCCGCUCGGCGUCCUGCUGUCCACUGCCACGGAGGGACAUUCUGGCCUUCUCGUCAUUAUCCCAAAUACAGGCAGAAUCAUUUACUGGGAGACGGUUUCGAGCGCAGCGUCACUAGGACUAUCUCGGCAAAAACAGAAUGGAAUUCAAGGAUCCACUCCUGGCCUUCUUUCAGGUGAAUACGCCACCGAGAUCAUGAACUGUGAGCCUUCGGGAAUCGUCGUCGUCUUUUCCUCCGGAAGGGUGGCACAUGUCACUCUCAGAGAUCCUCAAGGAAAACCAUCGGUGCUGGUAAAUUUCCUCAGCACUUCGAUCGGUGGCGGGGCCGGGGGAUUCUUAGGUGGGAUCAAAAACGUUCUAGGUGGCGGUUCUUGGAGGAAAGAGGUGACUGCGGUUCAAGCAGGUGGAUCACGCCAGCGAGGUCAGCGAGAUGUGAUAGUUGCUACUUCCUCCGGCCAGGUGGAAAUAUGGGACACACACUGGAAUCACGGAAACGCGCUGAAGAAAAAGUUCGAUGUUAAAGGGGCCAUUGCAGCAUCUAUUCCUCAGGAAUCCGUCGUCAAGUCAUCUGGGGAAACAGACCUGAAAGUUCUGGAUUUCGCAUUCUCUGAAAAACAGUCUCCAGAUGAAGAUGACUCCCAGGCAUCUGAGGAGUCCUGGCGACUUUUCAUGGUUGUCAGUACUCCACAGCUUCUGGAGUCCAAAACUUUGUUCAUCGUUCAAGUCUUCUUGUCGGGAACCGGUACCCGUGUCCUGUCUACUCAUGCAGUGGAUAUCCAUAGCAUCUCCGCUGUACGGAACGACUUGAAACCUAAGAUACUGGUUUCAAAGGGGGAGAGUACCGCCUUUGUCCUUAUUGGGCAAUCUCUCGUUGUCCUGUCUCUAACAAACAUCGAAGAGACGCCAAGCUCCCAACUACUUCUGGACUCGAAUAAAAUGCCUCUGCCUUUCCAGGACAUCAUCCAUCUACGGUCAGGCAAAGACUAUGAGAUUCUGGGAUAUAGCUCAGAAGACAAGCCUAGUGAUGAUGAAAGCGGCACAGCAUGCGUGAUGAUGGUUCGAAAUUUUGGCGUAGUGCGAGUGAACGUGGUCCCUCAGUUCCCGUCCGCGCUUGAUGCAGAUGAGAGCCAAAUCACUGCGAAACACAAGCUUGAGCAAGCAAUUUUCUUCGGAACCAUGGCACGAAAUCCUUUGAAUUUGGUCGGAGACACUGGCCUCGACUUCCCCGCAACUGAAAUUGAACAAGCGUCUCUGGAAAUUUGCAAGGAGCUCCUUCGGUCGGAGUCCCGCUUCAUCCCUACCUCUGCCAUAUCCAUAGACCAGAAUCUCAGGUUGAGGGCUAAAGCUCUUGGGGAUCUCGCGGCACUGUUGCUGCGCAAGGGAAACCCACUGAGCCGCCCGGCAAGGUGGGAACUGCUGUGGGGUGCAGAAAAACUUGCUGCACAACGAGCGAUGUGGAAGUUGGAGGAGGUGCGCAGAAGCAAAGGCGAGGAUGCCUUCCUUAGCCACGUCAUCGAAUCUAUGAACGACAAAUUCAAAACGCUCCCCAGCCCUUCGUAUGGGGAGGCUGAUUCAGUGCGACUGUGGUUUUUGAAGGAUACGCAUCACAUGGAACAUGUGAUUCCCUGGAUCAAGAAUGCCAUCAAACCCCGUCGGGGGAAUUCUUCAAAGCAGGCACGGAAGCUGUCCGAGCAAAUCCUGGAGGCAAGCGAGCUUUUCUUGGCUAUAAUUGAAACAGCUUACCGGUAUCGUGACGAGCACGCAUCGGUGUAUGGACUGGGCAGCGAUUUUGUGGAAGAUGGCGUUCUUGCUGAUGGGUAUGAAAACCUUCCCGAGUUCUGGACUUCCCGGGCAGUUGGAUACACCGAGGCAGGCCAUUUACUUGACUGGGAGUUGGAUAGUUGUCGGGCUUGGAUUCAACAGAAGACAUCUAGUGCGGAUGCACCCGAUGGCCAGGUUUUGAAGAAGAUUGCCGAAAACAGCGCUCGUCAUCUCCGGGUCCUUGGCCAGAUGCACCGCGAGCGGACACGCUGGUUGAGUGCACAAGAGGAUUCCAAGCUAGCAGACGAAUGUGUUGCGAUUGAGCAGUCUCACGUCAAGGAACGCAAAUGGCAACUCUUCAAGCUAGCGGGAAUCGGCCAUCUUCGGGAUGCACUGAGCCUAGCGGAGCGCUUCCGGGAUAUGGGAGCUCUUGUUGAGCUUAUCAUUGAGCUCCAGGACCAAGUGAAAACCCAGUCAGGCCCCGAACCCUCGGUGGACGCACCUGUUAUGGCGGCGAGCGAAGCAGAUGUCGCUCAUAGAGUGUCUCAAUAUUUCGAUAGAUUCGGCGAGCCAUGGGCGGACGCUUACUUUUCGCGACAAAUUUCAAUGGGCCAUCCUGGCGCCUUGCUUUCCAUGCGCAAGUAUCAACCGUCCGUCACUCGGUUCCUCCGGAAAACGCCCGCAUAUUCGAGAAUGAGCUGGAUCAACGACGUGACAGGUGAAGAGGACUAUGAUACUGCUGCUGUGUGUCUGGAAGGUCUGGCACUCGGUGGUGAAGACGAUCUGUGGAACCAUCGAGUACAACUAUCGUUGGCAAAGCUAAGCAAGCUGGCUUCGAGCGAGAAAAAACAAUUGCGAGACAAUAGCUCUUCCUUAGAAGAGGAUGUCAACCGGCUUGAUGAUUAUAACGAGGUCGAUGAGGUCCAGGACUCCCUUCAUACCUAUGUCAAGUCAUUUUGUGAGGAUGCAAUCGAUCGGAGGGCUGCAGCUGACCUGGCACUGGGUUACUUUGGCGGGCAUCUCGCAGCAGAUCGCCCUUCGCUCCACAAAAUUUUGGACGAUGCACUUUUCACGCUGUUCAAUAGGCGCGUUGUCGGUGUUGAUGGAUUGAUAGAUCUUCUCACUCUCAUGGGUCCGUUUCACCACGACGAUGAAAUUGAGAGCGACUUUGGCGGACGAGAGUUUUUCUUGGCGCUUCGUGUCCUGGAUCACAGUCGCUACGCCCAGCGGGAUCCAUCAUACGUCUCAGCGUUGCGCAAGUUGAUCUGGCGACGUUGCAUGAUCAAGGAUGACUGGGAAUCUCGAGGGAAGGCCGCCGAGGGUUCUAAUGGAACGUCGGACGACUCUGCACGCGACACUGCUCUGUAUCGUACACUUUCUCUCUGUCUCUCUGCCACUGGCAGACCCAGUCUUCAGUCUCUUGCCACGCCUCUUUCACCGGCAGAGGCGCUGAUGGCCGAUUCCGAACCCGACAUUCUUGUAUCACGCUUUCGUCCUGAGCAACAGGCCCGGGUGAGUGCUGACUUGAAACGGGAAGACGAGCUGCUACGUCAGUUUAUCGAAAUUGGCAAACUUGACUUCUGGUUCCAGAACCUCCUUGCCUCUAUCAAAACCGAAAAGGCGUCAGGUGCGGUGACAGAUGGUAAUCCAGCGACAGCCGAAUCCUCCGCGUCCGCCGACUCCAAGGCCCGGCUGACGUGGGUUUGA
Molecule: messenger RNA, 4002 nt
Organism: Penicillium subrubescens
Lineage: Eukaryota; Fungi; Ascomycota; Eurotiomycetes; Eurotiales; Aspergillaceae
Product: putative nuclear pore complex subunit Nup133
Exons: 4
Coding region: 1-4002 (1333 amino acids)
Biological process (GO): poly(A)+ mRNA export from nucleus; protein import into nucleus; transcription-dependent tethering of RNA polymerase II gene DNA at nuclear periphery
Cellular component (GO): nuclear pore outer ring
Molecular function (GO): protein binding; structural constituent of nuclear pore
Source: RefSeq, a predicted model, not a curated record